AGCUUGUGGAGAUCUUCCUGUCAGCAGGCCGCCCGGGCUCGGUCGGGGCUCUGAUGAAUGUCCUUCCUGAGGCUCUGGCACUGGAAUUUGCUCAGGCAGAAGAGCCACCAGCUGCGUGUUUGUGAUAUUUGUGAUAUUCUGGAAGGAGUACAUGCCUCCUGCUUCUCUGUAAACAUCAUCUGUGCCCUCUCUGGCCUGCACACUGAGCUGAUAGGAGCCUGGGGUUAAUUGUGGCCUGGGAGGGGGAAACCGUAUGGUUAGAAAAUGACUAGUAGUAUUGUCCACACCAGCUAUGUGAGGUUUGAACUUACUCCAGAUGCUCAUUCGGUGCAGCUGACAUUUUUGUUCUGUUUGCAAAGUCUUCUGCUUUGUACUAAGUGGUUUAGCAGGAUUGGCCUGAUCGAGUCCCUCAACCAGAAACCACCGUCUACCGGCGACCAGCCCCAGCCCACAGACACGACCCAUGCCACCCGUAGGAAAGCAAGUGGGUCCGACGCCCCCUCGGCCAAUGGCGAGGCAGGAGGCGGAGGAGGAGGAGGGGAGCCCACCAAAGGCUACACCGCGGACCAGGUGGCCGCCGUGAAGAGGGUGAAGCAGUGCAAAGACUACUACGAGAUCCUGGGCGUGAGCAGAGGCGCCUCCGAGGAGGACCUGAAGAAGGCCUACCGCAAGCUGGCCCUCCGGUUCCACCCCGACAAGAACCACGCGCCCGGCGCCACCGAGGCCUUCAAAGCCAUCGGCACAGCGUAUGCCGUGCUCAGCAACCCGGAGAAGAGGAAGCAGUACGACCAGUUCGGUGAUGACAAGAGCCAGGCGGCCCGGCAUGGCCACGGCCACGGGGACUUCCACCGUGGCUUUGAGGCCGACAUCUCCCCCGAAGACCUCUUCAACAUGUUCUUUGGCGGCGGCUUCCCGUCCAGUAACGUGCACGUCUACAGCAACGGCCGGAUGCGCUACAACUACCAGCAGAGGCAGGACCGCAGGGAGAACCAGGGGGACGGCGGACUGGGGGUGUUUGUCCAGCUGAUGCCCAUCCUCAUCCUGAUCCUCGUGUCGGCUCUCAGCCAGCUCAUGGUCUCCAGUCCGCCCUACAGUCUGAGCCCACGGCCGUCGGUGGGCCACGUCCACAGGCGCGUCACUGACCACCUGAACGUCGUCUACUACGUGGCCGACACCUUCUCCGCGGAGUACACGGGCUCCAGCCUGAAGACGGUGGAGCGCAACGUGGAAGACGACUACAUCGCCAACCUCCGCAACAACUGCUGGAAGGAGAAGCAGCAGAAGGAAGGCUUGUUGUACCGGGCCCGCUACUUCGGCGACACAGACAUGUACCACAAAGCACAGAGGAUGAGCACCCCGAGCUGCAGCCGACUGUCAGAGACCGUGAAAUCCCUGGAGAAUUUUUGGUGACAUGCACUGAGCCAAGGUGAUGAUGAACUGUAUAUUUCAGGAAAGACAUAAAAAAGGAAAAAACAUUAAAAUGGACUGGAGGCCGAACGCCACACAACUGUCCUCUCUCCCACCCAGUCCGUGCAGGAAGCUCUAGGACAGCCAGGACACCUGCCUGCUGCUUCCCUCCCUCCCGGGCUGGCCGAGGCGCGGGCUGCACAUCGCUCUCCUAGGAUACAGAAACCAUGGCAACAGAAGCAGAAUGUAAAACUUAGCAAAUGUCUCCGGGAAGGGCUGGGGGAGGGGACCCCACUGCCUUUCUCCCCCUCCCAGGAGCCACCACCAGUCACCUCAGAGGAAUCCAGGCAGAGGCGUAGGCCGAGGAUAGAGAGGAGGAGGAGGAGGACAGAGAACUUUCCAGAAAUGUAAUUUAUAGAUGCGUGUAUAUGUAUAUAUAUCUAUUUAUAUGUAAAUAGCACAUAUAAAGAUAUAUAUAGAUAUAUAUAGUCUACUUUGUAAACUGCAGGGAUUUGGUGGAUUGUUUAGCUGAUUUCUUCCCUGAUUUAGAAGACGGACUGUUUGGGGAAGGCAGCCUGGUCCUUCGACAGAAGGACAGUCGGUCAGAGCUUCUAACAUUCCCCUCAAUCCAGCCUGGCUUGGAUGGCAGCAGCAAUCAUGAUGGUGUGAGUCGUAGGACGCUCUUGAAGACGCCAGGCUGACGGUCAGGCUGGAGAGGAGAGAGGGCCCUGAAGGCCAGGGCCAGGUCAGGGUUGAGUUGAGGGAGAGGCCCCAGGCAGCCUCUGGGGUGAGACCAUCCACCUGAAGCUCCGGCCAGCUCGGACGGGCUCUGUCCUGGUGCCCAGGAGCCCCCUGACCUCCUGCCACAGAGAGCGAGGCUGGAAGAGGGACCAGGCUCUGCCCAGCCACCCCCUCACCCCAUCCCUGAGUGAGUCUUGCCUUAUAGGUGCCACAGGGCACAGCUCCAUGUUGCCACUGGUUUUUCCUGAGUCGCACACCGACGACUCCAGAGGGCUCUUCCUCCAAGAGUCAGCCAGCUGGUCCAGACCCCAGGCCGCAGCUGACACCUGAAGAAAGCCAGGGCCUGUGACACCUCUGUCUCUGUCUCUGCCUCCGCGGACACGCCGCCUGCCUUCUGCCCCUGGGACAAAGGACGCAUCUGGACAGAAGGGUCCUCGUCCUCACCUUCAGAUGAGGAUUUUUUUCUCUCCAAACAGCAGUUGCUGCCAGGGAGAGAGGGGGGUUUUAUUUAUUCCCAGUUUCGGCUGGGUCUUUCGGAACUGCCGUUCUCCUCCCGGACUGUCCCCUGGCGCUGGGUGAACCAUCGAGCCUGCCAUCUCCCGAAGCCUUACUCCCCACGCUGCCAGCGAGGAGGCAGCCGCCCUCCCGGAGUUCCUCCUGGCUCCUUUUGUAAAGUCCCCAACGAGCAGGAUUCUUUCUGGGAAAGGAAGCUGGUCAAGAAAUGUCAGCUCUGGUUUCGGAACAAGAUCCUGCCCUGUGAGGACGCGGCCGCCCGGCCCAGAGAGAGGCUAAGAGCUGGACGUGGGCAGGAGUGCCCGCCAGGCAGCCCUGGUGCUCUGCCCCACCGCCCUGGCGGCUGGCCUUGGCAGCUGUCCCCAGACGGGCUGAGCCAUGUGCAAUAAGAACAUAGAUCCCAAAGGAUCCCCGAGAAGCUGUAUUUCUUGAAUUAGAAUUCUGAAAUUGUACAUCUAUAAAUAUGUUUAUUAUGUGA
Molecule: messenger RNA, 3139 nt
Organism: Pipistrellus kuhlii (Kuhl's pipistrelle)
Lineage: Eukaryota; Metazoa; Chordata; Mammalia; Chiroptera; Vespertilionidae
Gene: DNAJB12
Product: DnaJ heat shock protein family (Hsp40) member B12
Exons: 9
Coding region: 265-1410 (381 amino acids)
Biological process (GO): cellular response to misfolded protein
Cellular component (GO): endoplasmic reticulum membrane
Molecular function (GO): Hsp70 protein binding
Source: RefSeq, a predicted model, not a curated record